AUGGAAGAGAGCAAGAUUCGAGUACGGGAUAUGGGGAAGUAUUUCACUAGGAAGUCGAGGAUUCGCAUCCUAGCCGAUAGAGGCCCCGAGCCUGACCCUUUGGAAUCUCUCCUUUUCGCGACCUCCGUUGGCGUACCGUCCGGAGUUAGCAGCUCCGUCCGUGCCAUCCGACAGGCUCGGGCCUCGCGGCUCGCCGCGGCACAGCGGAAGUUUCCUGCGGCACAUCUUCUGCUCUUGUGCGUCUUCGGCACCUGCUCUCUGUCGAUCUUUCUCCUGCUGGGAGCCGGGCUUGCUGGUUUCGAGGCGUUCGAAGCAAGCAAGCCUGGUCAUCUGCUCGCUAUCCUCGCUCCCUUGUUUGGGCUUCUGGUCUCCGUUCAAGCUUUGACAGCUGCCGUCCUCCGGGAGCUUUCCUUGCCAGGAGGGAGCAAGUUCUUUCGAGCCCAAGACGUCGUGGAGGAAAGCCUUGCCGGCCUGCUCACUGAUCUCCGCCAGCGGAGAUCGAACCUGAUCGGCUAA
Messenger RNA from Symbiodinium sp. CCMP2592, 516 nucleotides. The record is from the annotation of a GenBank genome assembly. Lineage: Eukaryota; Dinophyceae; Suessiales; Symbiodiniaceae.